GAUAAAGGAGUCUAAAGGCCGCCAUUUGGACAGAGGUUCAGAAAUUCAGGAUAUAACAGCACUCACUGCUGCUCACUGAGGAACAAAUUACUUGAAUCUUGGAUACAAAAUGAUUUCUAGACUUUCUUUUCAGUUUUUCUUGAUGGGGAUCAUGUGUGUCGGUGCAGUGAUAUCAAAUCCAGAUUGCACUGAAAUGAUAAAUGAAGGCACUGGACAAGACAAAAUAUUGCAGUUCUACUACAACCAUGACUUCGGAUAUUGUCUGCCUUUCUUCUAUAAAGGAGAGGGAGGCAACGGCAACCGCUUCGACACCAAUCAGCAUUGCAUGGCAAAUUGUUCCUCUAAGUAUCAUGAGCUCUUUCCAGAAGGAGAUGCAGUGUGCAGUUUAAAGAUGGAUCCAGGCAGCUGUUUUGCUCGACAGGCCAUGUAUUACUACGACAGCACGGAGAAAGCCUGUCGCCUGUUUCUUUAUGGAGGCUGUCAAGGAAAUGGAAACCGUUUUGAUACUAAAGAAGAUUGUGAUAAGAUGUGUCGAGCAAAGUCUGGAAGGAUGUUAGGAUCAGCUCCUAGCCCUGAUGAGCAAACGGUGGAUGUAGGUUUGAUUGUGGGUAUUCUGGGUGGUGUUGUGUUUGCAGUGGCAGUGAUUGCUUCUACUGCACUAUUUGUAGUCCAAAGGAAAGGGAAACGUACUGACAUGAAGAAAGUGCCCACAAAUGAUGUUGAGAUGAGAUAAAACAAAAGACCAGAGCUUUGUGUGUGUGUGUGUGUGUGCAUGUUCUUUUGUAUGACCUUUUUAUUAUCCUGCUUCAUGAGAAGUGUUGGAAAAAUCACCUAGCAUUUGAUUGGUAAUUGACUCAGAUUUGUCCUUUAGCAUUAACUGUUAACUUUUAACUGUUUAGAAACGUACAAUUGUAAAUGUUCUAUUGUUCAAGAUGAUGUAAUAUCUUUCUAAUAAGGGUUUGUUUUACCUAAAAAAAUAAAGUAUGAACUUGUAU
This is a messenger RNA of Hemibagrus wyckioides, 995 nucleotides long. RefSeq lists its product as uncharacterized. The coding region runs from base 110 to 733 and encodes 207 amino acids. NCBI's taxonomy places the organism in Eukaryota, Metazoa, Chordata, Actinopteri, Siluriformes, Bagridae. The transcript has 6 exons. The record is from RefSeq and is a predicted model, not a curated record. Gene Ontology annotation, molecular function: serine-type endopeptidase inhibitor activity.